AUGGAGAACUCUAUCCGGUGGUUGGAGUUUGGGAGGGAUCCUGCUCCACAUCUGAUACCAGGAUCCUCCUUCCUUGGCUUCGGUGGGGGAUACCCCGCCAUGGAAAAUGCUGCCCGUCGGAGGAGAGAGGCCAUAAACCUUGGCCAGGUGCAACUCACGACUGCCGUAAAGCAGCUCGCUACCUCCAUGGUGGACCGAGAGAGGGCGCGGUCGCUGAUCAUCGUGAUCCAGAUGAUCUGCGAAUCGAUUAGAUUCAUUCGUAUCUCCGAUCAUCUCUUGGACAAAUACAAUUCAGAAGAGGGUUUGGCAGCCCCUGACUGGAUGCGGGAUCUAGAGGGCGACUGGGGAGACCUCUCUGCAGAGUUGCUGCGCCAGAAUGAACAUAUCUUCUACAGCUAA
Molecule: messenger RNA, 399 nt
Organism: Phoenix dactylifera (date palm)
Lineage: Eukaryota; Viridiplantae; Streptophyta; Magnoliopsida; Arecales; Arecaceae
Source: RefSeq, a predicted model, not a curated record